CUCGCUCGUCCUCCGGCUCAGCUCCGGCAGCCCGCGGCUUCUCUGCCCGCGCCCAGCGCCGACCCGCCGGGCUCCUGUGCAGGACCCAGCAGUUCGGCUCCCCCCGAGCCGGACCGAGGCCGCCAGCAGCGCCGCUGGGUGUGGAGCGGACCCAGGAGAUGAAAUGACAACGUCAACCCUCCAGAAAGCCAUUGAUCUGGUGACUAAAGCCACGGAGGAGGACAAAGCCAAGAACUACGAGGAGGCACUGCGGCUGUACCAGCAUGCUGUGGAAUACUUCCUGCACGCCAUCAAGUAUGAGGCUCACAGUGACAAGGCCAAGGAGAGCAUUCGAGCCAAGUGCGUGCAGUACCUAGACCGGGCAGAGAAGCUGAAGGAUUACUUAAAAAACAAAGAGAAACACGGCAAAAAGCCAGUGAAGGAGAAUCCGAGCGAGGGCAAGGGCAGCGACAGUGACAGCGAAGGGGAUAAUCCAGAGAAGAAGAAGCUGCAGGAGCAAUUGAUGGGUGCUGUUGUGAUGGAGAAGCCCAACAUACGGUGGAAUGACGUGGCCGGGCUAGAGGGGGCCAAGGAGGCCCUCAAAGAAGCUGUCAUUUUGCCAAUCAAAUUCCCACACUUGUUCACAGGCAAGCGUACCCCUUGGCGAGGGAUACUGCUCUUCGGACCCCCUGGCACAGGGAAAUCCUAUCUGGCCAAAGCUGUGGCAACAGAGGCCAACAACUCUACCUUCUUCUCUGUGUCCUCCUCUGAUCUGAUGUCUAAGUGGUUGGGGGAGAGUGAGAAGCUCGUGAAGAACCUCUUCGAGUUGGCCAGGCAGCACAAGCCCUCCAUCAUCUUCAUUGAUGAGGUAGACUCCCUCUGUGGGUCCCGGAAUGAGAACGAGAGCGAGGCUGCCCGGAGGAUCAAAACAGAGUUCCUGGUCCAGAUGCAAGGAGUGGGGAACAACAACGAUGGGACUCUGGUUCUUGGUACCACAAACAUCCCCUGGGUGCUGGACUCUGCCAUUAGGAGGAGGUUUGAAAAGCGCAUUUAUAUCCCAUUGCCUGAGGAAGCCGCCCGCGCCCAGAUGUUCCGGUUGCAUCUGGGGAGCACUCCACACAACCUCACAGAUGCCAACAUCCACGAGCUGGCCCGGAAGACAGAAGGCUACUCGGGUGCAGACAUCAGCAUCAUUGUGCGGGACUCUCUCAUGCAGCCCGUCAGAAAAGUCCAGUCAGCAACGCACUUUAAGAAGGUCUGUGGCCCUUCCCGCACCAACCCUAGCAUUAUGAUUGAUGACCUCCUGACUCCAUGCUCGCCAGGGGACCCAGGGGCCAUAGAGAUGACCUGGAUGGACGUCCCUGGUGAUAAACUCUUAGAGCCUGUGGUUUGCAUGUCUGACAUGCUCCGGUCUUUGGCUACCACCCGGCCCACGGUGAAUGCAGAGGACCUCCUGAAAGUGAAGAAAUUCUCAGAGGACUUUGGACAGGAGAGUUAAAAGCUGCUGCACUUAGGCAAUGGUGAAGGUGGGAAGUAGGCUGGGGCAAAUCCACAAUACUCCCUAAACCAGUGGCCAGACAGGGCUCCAGGGUGCGCUGUAGUCACUACGGCUCCUCUGCUGCCCAUGGCCAGCCAGGGAGCAGGAAGAAGGCCCUCCAUCACUGACCCACCGCCACAGAUCCACGCUGGGUAGACACUGGCUGCCCUACUUCUCUCUCCUGGAUGCUUACUGACUCCUUCCUGCCCCUCUGUCUUUUUUUUUUUUUAACUGUUUUGAUCCCCUAAAUUAAUGCUGCUUUGAUUUCUGUCUUGUUUAUAAAUAAAAUCACCUGGAAGUGUCAUGGGCAGGAGCAGCCAGGCCCAGCCCCUGCUCCCUUUCCUCCCAACUUCGGCCCCGUGAGAACAGACUGAUGGAAGUAAGGAAGCCAUUCCCACCCUGCGGGUGUGCGUCCAGGGCCCACGUCCUCCCUGCCGGCAGAGACAGUUUCUGUGAGCACAAGGCUGCUUUGAUCUAAGGCAGGCAGGUGGUCUUCACUGCUGCCUUUUCUUCCUGGGUGUGAGAACUCUGAGCCCAGCCACUGCCCCUGGGGCCUCGUCCUGGAGAUGUCUAAUAAAUCCUUUCCCUUCCUGAACAACUGACCUCAUUCUGACUCUUGUCUGGGCCUCUUUGAAGACCACUCUUGCUUCCACUGAGAAGACCCUCUGCUGUUCUCUGUAGCAGAGUAGGCAGUCAGCAGUGCUCGCCCCUGCUGCUCUCUUGGCCUGCCCUGCCCUGUCAGUUCCCUGGUAGAAAUUUAGCUGGAGAUGUUGAAAAGAACUGGACAGCUCUUGCUACCAUUUCAUGCCUAGCCCAGAUAUUGCCAACAGGGAGUCUGAUGGGCCAGAUGUGGCCUGUAGGUGGCAUAUUGCCACAUUAAAGUCCAGAGCUGAAGUAAAAAUACAGAUUUCUGACUUCUGGUUAGUUAAUACCAGGUGCACGUCCCUAUGAGGCAGCCACUACUGCUAAGCAGGGGCCACCCUGUUUAGAAGUGGACACCCGACCUUACUCAGUGACAUCUUCCAGGCAACCACUGGAAGCAGUGACCCCUGAUAAAACACCAAGCUCCAGAGCUGGCAGCUCCAGAAAGGCCAUGUGCUAAGUGGAUGAGACACAACAGCAUGUUCGUCGUAUGCACAUAGAAAGGCCUAGCAUAGGAAACGAAGUUUGAGGCUGGGCCAAGGCUAGUGCACCCCUCUCCCCCACCAAAACCAUUAUUGUUCCUCUAUUGUAUUGGUGCUGGGGACCGAACCCAGGUGCUCACGAAUGCUAAGUACCGCUCUACCAGAGUGCUGUACUCUUAGCCCCAGUUCUCUCUUUACAAAUUGAACAGGCCAGACCUGAUCCAGUGGCCAACUGCAGAUCAUGUUGGCUUUGCACUAUGGUUUCCUUGUUCUAGUUAGAAACAGCUGCUGAUGUGAACUUCUGAUUAACAGCUGAAAGGCUGGGCUCUACCAGGGGUGGUGGCACAUGCCUGUGAUCCUAGCACCCGAGAGGCAGAGACAGAGUGAGUUCAAGGCCAGGCUGAGCUACAGUGAGUUCUAAGCCUGAACUGCAUAGGGAGACCCUGUUUUAAAAAAAAAAAAAAUUGAAAAAUUUGGGCUCUAAGACUAUUUCCCAGUGCUAGCAGACUUGCUUGCUUCUGCCAAGAGCCCUCCACCUUUUGAGUCAUCACAGCAGACUUGACCUCUAGCUGACAUUUCUGCAGCAGCAUUGCUAGUCUUUCACUUCUCUCACAUUUCUUAAUUAUAUGCUCUCAGUCCCAGUUUGCAAGUUCAGGAAUAAAAGGUGAUCCCCUGUGUGGGCAGCUUCACCUAGUGGUGUUUUAUACAUUUUACCCCAAUUCCUUCAGUGUGGUCUCCCCCAAACCUUCCUGCAUAAGCACCUUGCUCUCACAGGGGUGACUGGUAGAAACUUGGGGUCUUUGUUUGUCCUCUUGGCUCUAGAUGAGCUCACAAACACCUGCCUUUCCAUUUUUC
Messenger RNA from Octodon degus (degu), 3495 nucleotides. It is a transcript of the gene Vps4a, whose product is annotated as vacuolar protein sorting 4 homolog A. The coding region runs from base 164 to 1477 and encodes 437 amino acids. Gene Ontology annotation, biological process: vacuole organization; endosomal transport. The transcript is spliced from 11 exons. NCBI's taxonomy places the organism in Eukaryota, Metazoa, Chordata, Mammalia, Rodentia, Octodontidae. Gene Ontology annotation, molecular function: ATP binding; ATP hydrolysis activity. The record is from RefSeq and is a predicted model, not a curated record.